AAAUUGUAUUGUUAGGGUGAUUUCCAAUUGGUGGUAAGAAUUAAUUUGAGAUGGUGAGAAGGGUGUAUCCAAUGUGGUGACUAUGGGAGGUGGAUAAAUGUUAACUCCCAUCUUUGAUUUAAAAUAAGUUAAUUCACACAAUAGUUACCCUUUCUGUAUAGAGCCGACACAGAAACAAUUAUGAGCAGGGGAAAAUUGCUGUUGUCUUGCUACUUUAAAGCCAAAUGUGUUUCAGCUGUUAUGUAUGCUGAACCAUCCACCAUGAAUUUCCGGAACCAUGGGUUCUUCCGCCGCUCUCCGCCCCCUUCUGUGGCCAAACCAACUCCCACGGCUGGGAAUACUUUGUCCGUCUUAGGAGGCAUCGCCCAGAUCUCCCCCUGCCUCUAUCUCUGCUCUGGCAAUGCUGCAUCCAACAGACACAUGGUCUACUCGAGGGCAGUGACUUGCAUAGUGAAUGCCACCAUGGAAAUCCCCAAUGCCAACUGGCCAGAUAUUGACUAUGUCAAGGUGCCCGUCCCUGACCUCCCCCAUGCUCCACUGUCCUUGUACUUCGAUUCUGUGGCUGAUAGGAUACAUCAGACUGGGAAGAAGAAUGGAAGAACCCUUGUCCAUUGUGUGGCAGGUGUAAGUAGAUCUGCCUCCCUCUGUAUUGCCUACUUAAUGAAGUACCACCGGUUGAGCCUUUUAGAUGCCCAUGAAUGGGUGAAGAGCAGGCGUCCUGUUGUAAGGCCCAAUGUAGGCUUCUGGAGACAACUCAUUGAGUAUGAACGCAAGCUAUUUGGCAAGAACACCGUCAAGAUGGUGCCCUCGCCCAUUGGGUUGAUCCCAGAUGUCUAUGAAAAGGAGACCCGUGGGCUGGUGCCCUUGUGGAACUUAAGAUAGACAUUGGACAACUUUGGGAAAAUGGUUGGGUGGUGGGUUGCUUGGAUUUAGGGUCAAAAUGUCACACCAUGUUAGGACCUUUAAUAAGAGCUUCCAGCAUGGUGGACAUCACUAAGAAAUUCUGUAAUGGUAGUCUAUUUGUAAGACCUUGCAAUAUGAGUAGAUCAUGGAAAAGACUUGAGUUGCUUGGACAUUUCAGUAUGACAGACUUUGGUGUUUGAUGCCACCAUGACGAAUAUUGCUAAGAACUUAUAUUUUUGCUUAUAUUUGAAGGAUGGUUCAAAACAAAGUAUAGGCUGUAAAGAUUUCUACCUAAAGCAGGGGCUCCAAAGUCAAAAUAAAUUAAUCUUCCUUUAGUGAGGAAGAAGAGAAGAAACCAUCUUUUUGAAGAUAGAGCCUUAGAACCACUUUCCAGCAACAGGGCCUGUGUUUACUUUAUUUUUUUAAUAAACACAAUACACUUUCCCGCUCAGGGAGUGAAACUUAAGCACUAAGGGGAUAGAAAUUUGUGUUACUAUGGCUCCAGAGGCACAAGAAUCAAGGACUGCUGAAUCAAUAAGGACCCAGAAGUCAAGCUGAAGAUGGCAGAACUUCCAGCAGCAGAUGGAGGAUGACAGCUCGUGAAAACAGAUGGAGCCUUUUAAUACAAUAGAUUUCACUGAGCAAGCUGCAAUAUGGCCCAUGGGUGUCAUGAAUACUAUUGUUUUUGUACACUGUUCUAGCCCAGGGAAAUUCAAACUUGUGUGGAAAAGAGAGGAGUUGACUUAAUAUUACCUCAGAAGAGAGCCCACUUGAAGCUGGAAGAGAUGAAUGGCACUAAGAAGGGGGGAUUUUUUAAAACUAGGGAUUACCAUUCAGUAUCAAAAGCUGAGCCCUUUCAUCUCCCCUUCCCUCAGGAACAAAAUUAAUUGUGGUGGGGUUUUGACAGUGUGUGGGGAGCAAAGGAAGGGCAGUUUUCUAAAUAUGAAAACAAAUCCUCCUGAGGAAAGCUGUCACUAGAGAUAGGCAAUAAUAUGUCUAUUUUAAAAUAAUGCUACAAAGCAACAGACAAAAAUAGUGUGGCAGCACUUUCAGGGAGAAAGUUAAUGUCCGAUGAGUUAAACCUAAGAUAUGCUCAAUGGAGGACAUUUUCUAGUCUAAGGGAAAGUGAACUUCCAGUCAAAGAUCUUCUGACAAAACUGUGAUGUUGAAGGGGGAAGUUUACCCAGAGCUCAUCACAUUUUCAGUCAAAACUCAAGUAUUGUGCUAAGUAUUUCAAAAUGGUGUAGGCCCCAAACUGCCCUUAGAAGCCCUGACUGCUUUCUCAGGCGAAGCCAUGGGGAGACAAACAUCCUGGUGGAAUAGGUUUCUAAUUUUUGUCACUUAACUUUGUAGGUGCACUUCUUGGAUUGCUUUAAAGGAGUUAUUGAAGGAUGCAGGCUAUUAGAUUUUAAAUCCUCACUGAUUAAUGAAGUUUUAAACAGAGAGCCCUGUUGUGAAGAAGUUGCUAUGAGUACCUGCAUUGUACCUCCACUUUUGGGCUCCACAAGCUCUUUUUUUUUUUAAGUGCCACCCUAGUAAGCAUAAGUAUUUCUAGAAUGCUAAUCAUUUGUCAUAGUGUUGUGAUUAUAAAGAGUGCUUUUUUAGCCAGUUUCACAGUGCUGCUUUUUUCCCAGAACAAAGAAUGUAUUUUGCUUGUGCAGGUUCAGCCUCCAUUGGUUCUUUAGAGCAAUUUCCUACCAGGCCUCUGCGUAUUGGGCAAGGUGAGCAAGAAAGUUCUAGAAAUCCAGGGACCACAGCUGGUAGACCAUUGUGCUAUCUGGAAAGAGAUUGCUUCAGUGGCAGAAAGCUUCACGCUUAUUCUGUCACUUGUAUGUGGAUUUUGAAUCCCCUUGAAAUUUGAGGUUUCCUGAAGAAUACAUAAGCACAGCUCUAGGCUGUUAAUUGCACAAAUGUUGUCUUCACAAAACCAGGCAGUUCGGGAAAGUUUUCUAUACCAGAGGGCAGAAAACUCCCUCCCUCUGGUAACCAUGAAUAAACUGGAAUAGAUAACCCUUCUGUUUGGGGAAAAAUUGUGAUCUCUUAUAGGGUAUCAUUAUUACAUAGAAAAUUGGACUUCGAGUCUUCCAAAUGAGACCUUGAAGACCCAGUUUCACAUUAUUACUUCUGAGGUCCAUCUUGGCAACAGUGCUAUGAAACUUUGAAAAUACCAUUUCUUGGGGGAACCACCCCCUUGAAACAUUGAUGGGAAUCUGAGGUUUUCUUUUGUAGACUAAAACUAUUUGUGAGUUCCCUUUGUCAAACUUAGUAGCAACUGACUGUUAUCGUAUGAAGAGCUGCAAAAAAGGGGGUGAUUUUGAAAAAUAUCCCUCAAAUUUGGUAUGAGUGAGAAUAUGGAGUAGGGACAGGCUAGUCAGGGAGGCCCUAGGUCAUAGAGGCAUUUUCUAGACUCCAAAACAAGUAUAUCACACCCACAUUGGUGGUUUGUGUAUUCCCGUAUAUUCUACUUUUUCCUGCCAUUCAAGCAGUGGUGUUCAAAGGAGGAUAUGAGGCUGGAAUGGAAACAACUUCUAUUUACACACCAGCAUUUUCACUCUUCAGAAUUAGGCCCCCAAACCCAUCCAGUUAGAGAAGUCUCUAAGGGCACAAAUAUUUUAGACAGAAAAGGGCCUACAACUCCCAGCCAGCCUGAGUUGUAGUCCCUUUUCUGACUAAACUUGCACUGGAUUGUACAUUUAAUCUGCCCAAAUUGCUGGCAUCUUAAGGGGUGACUAACAUACAAUAAAGGGAUAAAUAUUCUAAGACCAAAUGUAGCACUGGCUAACUGAAGGGUCAUGCAGUUAGAGAAUAUAGCCUCUUUGCAAAAUGAUGGGGACUUGCAGGUUGAGACCCACAAUCACAGCCACUGCUAACCUUAAAAAGGAACUUUGUUACAGGGCUCUGAGCACAAGCUGGUCUUCCUUUCAAGUGGUGUAUAUAUUAUUUGCGAAUGCCUCUGCAGUUGUGUAUACUUUGUACAUACUAGAGGUUUAAAAGAAAAAGAAAAAUCUCUAUAUUAAUUAAACUUAGAGUUUCUUAUGGCUUCAGUUCAAUGACACGAGAUCUUAAUAAAAAUAUGUUAAUGAGC
Messenger RNA from Varanus komodoensis (Komodo dragon), 3988 nucleotides. Its product is annotated as dual specificity protein phosphatase 14-like. The record is from RefSeq and is a predicted model, not a curated record. Lineage: Eukaryota; Metazoa; Chordata; Lepidosauria; Squamata; Varanidae. Gene Ontology annotation, molecular function: MAP kinase tyrosine/serine/threonine phosphatase activity. Gene Ontology annotation, biological process: protein dephosphorylation. The transcript has 2 exons. The coding region runs from base 181 to 882 and encodes 233 amino acids.